AUGUCUACACCUAAAGAUUACAGCAGCCAGUCCUACUCCCCCGGGAGUACAGGACCGGCCAAAAGCUACCCGACCAACAAAAUCGACCCGACGGGAAAAUCCAGGGAGAAGGACGACAUGGUUGGACUCAAUGACAAGUUCAUCAGGUUGAUCGACAAGGUGAAACACCUGGAGGAUGAGAACAAAAAGCUCGACAUGAAGCUGAAGAUCCUCAAGGAGCAGGAGGACUAUGACGGGAAGAUCAACGACAUCGUCAAGCAGCUGGAGGACGAGAUGGAGCAGCAGAUCGAUAAAUUGCUCCAGGACCAAGAAAAACUGCGGGCUGAGCUGCACAAGAACCUGGAGGAGGUGGACGACACCAAGAAAAGGUAUGAGGACGAGUUGAAAAAGAAAGCUGAACUGGAGAAUGAGUUUAUCAUCAGAAAAAAGGAGUCAGACGAAGGUCACUUGAAGGCAGUAGAUCUGGCUCUGGAGUUGGAGGACCUGAUGGGAAAACUGGAUUUCCUCAGGGUUGGCUAUGAUGAGGAGAUCAAGGAGCUGGAGUCACAUGUCCAGAAUGAGACAGUGGUCUUACAUGACAACAGCAAACGGUCUCUGGACAUAGAUGACAUCAUCGAAGGCGUCAAGAAUCAGUAUGCCAACAUGGCCGCACGCACCAAGGAAGAAGCCGAGCGGUGGAACCAGAAAAAGAUGGAAGCCAUGGUCUCUAGUGUAGGACAGCGUGAGCAGGAAGUGCGUGAGUUAAAGAGGGACAUCUCAGACAUGGUGCGCCACAUCCAGAGGCUCAACGGGGACCUGGAUGCUCUCUUAAGGAAGGAAGAGUCCAUGAAGAACGAUAUUAGUGACGUAAGGACAGACGGCGACAACAACCUGGAGAAGGCCCGGGAGGACAUCAGCCAGCUGGAGAAGGCCUUGAGGCAGGCCAGGCAAGACUUGGCCGGACAGAUCCGUGAACACCAGGACCUGAUGAACCUCAAGCUGGCCCUGGACAUCGAGAUCGCCACCUACCGCAAACUGCUGGAGGGCGAGGAGCAGAGAAUGAACUACCUAAUGCGCCACGCAGACGUUCACCUACCAAAGAAGCCACAAGCCCCAGAACCCAGCUUUAUCCCGGCAGACAUCUUUAUCCCGGCAGACAUCUUUAUCCCGGAAACGAUCUUCAUCCCGGCAGACACCGUUAUCCCACCAGUGUACCCUAACUCCAAGAAACGACUGCUGAUCCGGGUGGAAGUGGAGGCAGGCCGAGUUGUCUCUGAAAGCUCCCAUUACACUCAAGAUUGACUGACACUGUCCAUCAGUCCUAUGUCUGCAGCAUUACAGUAUAUCCACAAAAUGCGAAUUAAAAAAGUUCAAAUGAAAUGAAAUUAAGUUAUAUUAAACGCUUCAAGAAUCGUCUUGAAAGUGGCUUUUAACGCAAUAAUCAUUAUCCUUCGUUUGUGUGCCUUCUGGUAGAGUGAACAGUCUAACAGCAGGUUAAGCGUUUUUCUUAGAAUCUGUGCUUGAAGUUGGAGACAUUUUGCUUAUGUAAAGUUUUCAAAAAGGUUUUCUUAUCUUUGUUUGCAUUUGACUUGUGGUGUUUCUGGUACCAUCAGUGUAUUUUAUCAGCUUACUUGCAGUUAUUUCUCUCAUACCUUUGUGAGCUAAAUAGGAAUAAGAUUUUGUCUUUGUGAAAAAGAAAACCACCUAUCUAACAGUAUCUUGCCAAGAGUUAGAUGGGAAGAUUGAUACCACUCUCACUAUCUGUACAGUAAAUAUGUACCUGGAGCCAGGAGAUGGUUAGAUUAGCUUAGCAUGAAGCUUGGAAAGAGGGGGGAACAGCUGGCCUGACUCUGUCCAAAGGUAACCUUUAAAACUUACUUAUUUACACUGUGUAUCUCGCUUGUUUAAUCUGUACAAAAACCAAAGUGUAAAAAUGACAAUUUGCUAUUUGGCAAAUGCAUGCGGCCACGAGUAGUCUGACACAUAACCCCACAUAAAACAGUAAAUGGACAUUUUUACACUACACCGAUUAAACGACCAAGAUACAACCUGUCAAUUAAUACGCUUUGGAGGUGCUGGUAGGCAGAUUUGUUACCUUUGGGCAUGGCCAGGCUAGCUGUUUCCCCCUGUUUCCAGUCUUUAUGCUAAGCUAAGCUAACAGGCUGCUGGAUCCAGCGACAUAUUUAACAUAGAGAUUUGAGAGGGGUAUCAAUCUUCUCAUUUCUCUCUCGGAAAGAAAGCAAAUAAGCGUAUUUCCCAAAAUGUUGAAUCCAGACCCAAUUUGGGCACAGUGUGUUUGUUAGAUAAAAAAAAAGUCAGAGGCUUUCUACUUGAUAAAGAUAGCAGUCAGUCAUUAGGAGCUGGAGCCAGACAGCCUCAUCCUGUCUUCAUUUUUUCCUCCUCCUCCUCCUCCUCUUCUCCCGGAUCUCCUCUGUCAUCCGGACACAUAUGUACACAAUAUACCCUGACCCCAUGAUGAUAUCCCAGCUCUACUAAUGUUCCACAACAGUUCAGACCUUGUUUGCUCUUUAAUUUGAUUUAAGUCUGCUUUUCCUCUUCAGCUCGCCUUUGCUGGCUAUCUCUUUUCCACCCACAUAAUAUAUGUUCCUAUUUUAUAUAGUCUAUGGUAUGUACACAUGUAAAACCACAUUUUGAUUGGGGAAACAAAUAGCAUAACAUAUUCUGUGUUUAAUCAAGUCUCAAAUAAAAAUCUCAUUUCCCUUGAAGGGAUCUUUACAGUAAAUAAAACUUUUAGUCUUCAUAUACAAGUGUUUAUAAGCAGCAGAUGUUUCUCUGAAACAUAAGCCUGCUUUUACUGUAUUUAACUGUAUUAACUUUCUAAAUAUGGCAGAAACUGGAAACAAAUUUCCAACUUUAACAUGCAAACUUGCUUUUUCACUUCAUGUCUCUUUCCUGCGUGUUCUUGCUGAAGCCUUAAUCUCUUCAUGUCUUGUAGAUGUAUUACGGACUGUGGAUGCAUCCCUCGCCCCUCUUUAGCUUGCAUACCAGUAUAUAGAUAAACACUAAUGAGGGAAGUGGGAGUGGUCAGUAAUUUUAAUCCUGUCCAGAGUGCAUAUGUGGGUAAUUUUUUCACGGCCCCAACCCAGCUACAGGUUGGUACUGGUAUUCUCUUUUGGCUAGUCCUACAAAAUAUCCAUAUCUAUUACAGACCACAUCCUGUAAUUUCACAACGGUUAAAAUGCCAUCCAGAACAAGUAAAAUAACAGAGGAGCACAGUGAAUAAUUUAUUCCCCACCUCCCCUUGUAAUAUUAAUCUUGUCCAAAUGGGGCUUUAGACUUGUUGGAGACAAUGGUUGGUUUUAAAUUUGUCCUGAAAGCAGCACUUACUUACUUAGUCUUCAUCUUUUGAAUUGUGUCUCCCUAUACAGUAAUAUUGUCAGCUAAAUUAUGAAAAUGUAAUGGUAAACCUUACAGACAGAACUUAUAUUUCCAAACCCAGUGUAGUGGUGGUAAAACAAUAGGUGGCCUUAUUUUGGAACACUGAUAAAUAAAUUGUGAAAGAAUCAA
This is a messenger RNA of Siniperca chuatsi (mandarin fish), 3507 nucleotides long. Its product is annotated as keratin, type II cytoskeletal 8-like. The transcript has 9 exons. The record is from RefSeq and is a predicted model, not a curated record. Gene Ontology annotation, cellular component: keratin filament. Bases 1 to 1281 code for a protein of 426 amino acids. NCBI's taxonomy places the organism in Eukaryota, Metazoa, Chordata, Actinopteri, Centrarchiformes, Sinipercidae.